This is a messenger RNA of Salvelinus sp. IW2-2015, 984 nucleotides long. Its product is annotated as leucine-rich repeat-containing protein 3. The record is from RefSeq and is a predicted model, not a curated record. NCBI's taxonomy places the organism in Eukaryota, Metazoa, Chordata, Actinopteri, Salmoniformes, Salmonidae. Gene Ontology annotation, molecular function: protein binding.
ACAGCUUGUAAGGAAGUUAAAACUGUCUUGUCUUGUGGUUUGCAAGCCAUAACGGUAGAACAACAUGGCACAAGGUUUAAAUUAACCAUGACUGUUCUUUCAUGACAGGACCAGCAGGAGCACACAGCUGAAUAUGUCCAACCGCAUGGGUCAUGAUCGGCCCAGAAAUCCCUUGCUCUCAGCUGUCUCGGCUCUCUUGUGGGCCUUGCACUUUGGAAUAUUGUUCGGAAGUGCACUGGUGACCGCUUGUCCCAAGAGCUGCCACUGCAUGGAGAAGAACAACCUUGCCGUGCUGCAGUGCAUGUCGCGCAACCUGGAGAACAUCCCGGCUGACCUGCCCCGUGACACUGUAGUCCUGCUGCUGGCCUCAAACAGGAUUACCAAGAUCCCCAAACAGGCCUUUAAGGACCUCAACAGAUUACAGGAACUGGAUCUGUCCAACAACGCCAUUGAGACGGUGGACGCUGGGGCCUUCCAGGGGGUCUCCGACGUCCUUCGGAUCCUGGACCUGUCCAACAACCGCAUAAGCAGCGUGCCCAAAGAGGCAUUCGCCAAACUUCGGGCCAAAAUCAGCCUCUCCAACAACCCCUGGCACUGCGAGUGCAGCUUGCAGGAGGUCCUGAGGGAGCUGAGACUGGACCCAGAGACGGUCAACGAGGUGAACUGUCACACGGCUGUGGCGGAGGAGUACGCCGGCAAACCCGUUAUCCAGGUCCUGGACUCGGGCAUCAACUUUUGCAACUUCCACCACAAGACCACCGAUGUGGCCAUGUUCGUCAUUGUGUUCGGCUGGUUCACCAUGGUGAUAGCCUACGUGAUCUACUACGUGCGGCAGAACCAGGAGGAUGCCAGGAGGCACAUGGAGUACCUCAAGUCCCUGCCCAGCAGCUCGCAGAUCAACAAAGACUUUGACACGAUCAGCACGGUUCUCUAGCAGGCCCGCUGUGGCACACAUUUGAGUGAGUGAGUGAGUGAGUGACUGAG